CUCUUUUUAUGUCACUAUCGCUGUUUGCAUGUAGACGCAGCCAAUCUCUUCCCUAUGACGCCGGCGAGGCUGGGCUCAGAAGGGUUUGAUCAUAAUAUUUAACACACCCACCCAGUAAGAGCACCAUACUAGUUCGACUGAGAAGUAUAACAGCCACGGGACAAGUGGAAGCCAAAAUCUCUGCACCUGCCAAUCGGUGUAGCCUACUCGCUCUGCUGUUCCUUGACCGGAAAGACGGUGACGGGAGAUGUAUAUUUUUGACAGGGUCUGGCCUAGGCUCGCAUCCAGGUAUCUUCAGCUGACAGUGCAUCAAAUGUUUUUUUUUAAAUCUCGUCGAUUUUUUUGCGUUGCUUUUCUUUAACGCGUUUUUUUUGUGCCUGUUGCUAUUUCCAACAAGGACUGUGGUUAAAUUUUUUUUAAAAUCUGAAAUUGAAUAAAGACUGUCCCUCGGACUUUUAACGAACAAUGACGAUUGGACAGCAUUGACACGUUUUUAUGCUCAGCAUUGCAUGUUCUGAGGAUGGAACAGUGCUUUCGAGACGCAAUUGUGCUAAAACACGUUUAAUUAAAAUUCCCUAAACUAUUCACUGCUAUUAUGAUUAGAUAUCGUUCUGUGCUGUAUGCAGAAUAGCCACAGACCCAGGUGCCUGCUCUCCGCAAUGAGUCGGCAUGUCCAUCUGGCUGAAUAUGAAUAAUUCAGUAUUUUCUAAAAGACCAGUGCUCUGUGCGUAAACAUGGAGUUUCUGAUAUAAUACGGAUUAUGUUUGGAAUGACCAGAAAAAAACUCUAAAUUAUCUACAUUGGGUUUUUGCUCCAUAUUUCACAUUGACUAUAAUUUGAAUAUAUAUAUAUCGGUGUUGUGCGCUGCUUUUAUGGUUUAGUGAUAUAACAACAACUACUUGGAAGUGAAUCCUGUACAAAAUGAUCAAGAUGAUACUGUUUCGUAAAUUUCGAGUUUUGAUACUCAUGGUGUUUUUGGUGGCGUGUACCAUGCACAUUAUGAUAGACUUGCUCCCAAAACUAGAGAAGCGAGCAGCGGGACCGGAAUCCGGCAACGGUGGCUGCCAGUGCACUCACAACCCGAGCGAGGAGGCCGGGAGCUGGGGGAAGCAACGCGCUAGGUCGGUGGCGGAACAGGGCUGGCCUAACAAACACACGCUGAGAAUCCUGCAAGAUUUUAGCAACGAGCCGAGCUCAAACCUCACGUCCCAUUCCCUGGAAAAAAUCCCUGCCGCUGGGGAGAGAGCCGAGUCUUUCAAACGAAUGAAACAGUACGACGGGGCAGCGGAUAACCAGAAGCCGCUCAUCAGAGACGCCAGCGGGGGUAAGACCGUUACUGCGCCCGGUAUCUCCCGGCUGCCGGCUCUGUUCGAGCAUCCUUUAUACAAGACUGACCUGCCGACCCUCACAGACGACGACACCUUGUUCAACGUCAAUACUGACAUCAGGUUCUAUCCGAAAGCAGCGGGAAAUCAAGAAUGGCACAAUGAAGCCAAUGUGGAAGAGGAGGAGUACCCCCCUACAGGGGAGGUGACAGCCGAGUCCUACCCUAACUGGCUUCGCUUCCACAUCGGUAUCAACCGCUACGAACUCUACUCCAGACACAACCCUGUCCUGGACUCCCUGCUCAAGGACCUGGUCACCCAGAGGAUCACCAGUGUGGUCAUGAAGUCAGGAGGAACUCAACUGAAGCUCAUCAUGACCUUCCAUAACUACGGACAGGCGCUGUUCAAGCCCAUGAAGCAGACCAGGGAACAGGAGACACCCCCGGACUUCUUCUACUUCUCUGAUCUGGAGAGACACAACGCUGAGAUCGCUGCCUUUCAUCUGGACAGGAUCCUAGACUUCCGGAGAGUGCCCCCGGUGGCGGGAAGACUGGUCAACAUGACCAGGGAGAUACGGGAUGUGACCAGGGACAAAAAGCUCUGGAGGACUUUCUUCAUCUCCCCAGCCAAUAACAUUUGUUUCUACGGCGAGUGCUCCUACUACUGCUCUACUGAGCAUGCUCUGUGUGGGAAGCCGGACCAGAUCGAGGGUUCUCUGGCUGCCUUCCUGCCAGACCUGGCCCUGGCCAAACGCAAGACCUGGAGGAACCCUUGGAGACGAUCCUACCACAAACGCAAGAAAGCAGAGUGGGAGGUGGACCCAGACUACUGUGACGAGGUGAAGCAGACUCCUCCCUUUGACCGUGGUUCUCGUCUGCUGGACAUCAUGGACAUGACCAUCUUUGACUUCCUCAUGGGUAACAUGGACCGGCACCAUUACGAGACUUUUGAGAAGUUUGGAAACGAGACCUUCAUCAUCCAUCUGGACAAUGGAAGAGGGUUUGGGAAACACUCCCACGACGAGCUCUCCAUCCUGGUGCCUCUGAGCCAAUGCUGCAGAGUGAGGAAGUCGACCCACUUGCGUCUGCAGCUGCUCGCCAAGGAGGAGUACCAGCUGAGUCGUCUGAUGGAGGAGUCCCUGCUGCAUGACCGCCUCCACCCCGUCCUCAUCCAGCCCCACCUGGAGGCCAUGGACCGGAGGCUGCGCCUGGUGCUCCAGGUCCUGGCUGUCUGCGUGGAGAAGGAGGGCUACAGUAAAGUGGUGGAGGUGGACGACCACCACUGGGCCAGAGAAGCCAGAGGGGGCAGGGACACAGCCACCCACAGGAACCCAGGGCACAGGUAGUGAGGCCUGGCUAGUAAGAGAGGGAGAUGGGGGGUGGAGGGGUGGUACCCCUGCUUCUCCCGCUUCUCCCCAUCCUGGACCUCCAAAGAAACUACCGCAGAUGGUGAGCCAACCAUGGGUGUCUGGUCUCACGGAGAGACUGACUGGAUCCUGUGACUGUGCGGGAGCCGCCAUUUUGAAUUCAGUGAAUUCCGAGACUUGCCGUCAAUGCCUCUAUGGAACCUCCCAUGUACGUGUGUUUAUAUAUAGGUACUGUUGGUCCACAGAUAUAGCAGUGAGCUGAGGAGAGAAGAGGCCUGGUCUUUGCUAAGUACCAAUGUUUUAUUACUUCUCUUGGACAUGAUAAAUAGGGACCAUUUUGGUUUUACUUUGUUGGUUUUCUUAUUUUAUGUUUUCUGGGUUGUUUGAAUGCGAAGGCUAUCAUUGUUUGCUCGGGUUAACACUAAGCUAGCUACAGUAUAUUUGUGUUACACAACCAAAUUAGAUUUUACUUUAACAAGUUAAAAUGUGGUUUGAGCUUUAUUUAUGCACAGUAACUGGAGGAAUGGAAUAGAAGGUUUAUAAAGCUUUAAUUUUAAAGGGAGAGAAUGAAAAGAAUAUAGUAUAUUAUUUAUGAUGAAUGUCAGUAUGACCGGUAUUUAUCAGUUGCCUCCAUUUUCAACCCAUCACUAUCUAUGACUAUGCUAUAGGCCUCCAUUAUACAAGAGGCUGUUUACAGUACAGAAAUUACCUGGUAUUUACUAAGAAAUUAUAUGGUAAAAUGGUAAUUGUACAGUAAUACCCCAUUAAUUACUACAUAAAGUACUCAUUUAGUACUUUGGGAUUCAAACAAGCAUUUAUAUAUACACCAUUUUGAUCCAGGUAGUUCCCAAUUGUGGUGAAUAUUAAGCAUAAAGUAUAGUGAAAGCCCCAGCUAGAACUCAGCGAUGCCACAUAGUUUCCUUAUAAGCACCACCUAAAUACCAGUCGAAGCAGUACACCAUUAAAGAAAGUGCUACCGGUUUCCUUUUCAAUAACGCUUUCAGUUCAACUUAAAUUCAGUGUUCAAAGCCUGGAUGGAAGCAGCUCUCUUAAACAAGGGCUCUUAUAGAAGCACCUCUCAGCAGCCCAGAAGUUGAAUAGUGUUGAGUGCCCUUGCCCUCGUCCAUUAAAAUUAGAUAUCAUUCAAUCUUUCCAUUUCUUUUCAUCAAAGCCUUCCAUCAAAAUGUGUCACUCGUUCAUGGUUGGCACUUAAGAUAAUUGCUGCCCCAUUUAUUCAGAAAUUCUGCAUUUUUGACUGAUGAACUUCUAAAUCAAUGCUUUGCUGGAAUGGCUGGAAUGAAAACAUGCUGCGUGGUAUACUAGGACAUGUUUUCAAGGACAUGAGAAUGGCCUUUACAGGAAGUUGUGAUAGAUGAUGACAGUGUGACUGACAUGGCUGAAAUGUUUGUGUUUGCUGAGAUCUCACAUUAGCUGAGCCUAUCUGUUCUGGUCUCAGCUUGCAUGGCAGUCCUGGCUUACAGGAUGUGGAGAUAAAGGGUACCUCCCAAAUUACAUCAUAUCCCCAUAGGGCUCUGGUCAAAAGUAGUGCACUAUAUAUGAAAUAGGGUGCCAUUUGGGAUUCAUACAAAUAAUAAUAAUAAUACAGGACUAUGUAAAUACUGCCAUGAGAGAAUAUCAAUCUGACACUAUUCAUUUAAUUGGCCUUCGAGGUCUUGGUAAAAAUCCCCAUAUAGCUGCAUAUCAUGUAACAAAUGAGAUAAAUACAUUAUCUCAUUGCUUUAUCCCCACAUGAGAUUGUUUUAUUACCAACAAUCUCUCACCAGUUUUGCUCACACUUCACGCAGCCUCAAGUUGACAUCAGUAACACCGAAAUGAUUAUUUUGGAGAUCGAAAUAGUCUAGUCUCUAUCCAUGUGGCUGUAAAGAUGGGUUGGAACUGUGAUUACAGUGUAUACCAGUAUACAAGUCAGAUGCACUACCCCGUUGUCAUGCCAUUCAUCUUUCAUACCAACUAAAGUUACCAUUACAACACCAAACAAAUGUAAAAUGCAGUGUUCUGUUACAAUCCAGGCUACACAGUGUUCCUGUUGCAUUGUUCAAUGCUUUUCCAAAUGAAAAUAGGAUUUAUUGACGUGUCAACAUUUAAAAAUGGAUGUGGAAAUAAGGGGUAUGUUCUAAGGUUGAUACUAAUUAUGUUUUGGUACUAUUUAAUGUUAUGUCCAUUUUAUGAUCUGAAAAGCUGUCUUUGAUUGCUGGAAGUGUUGAGCUCAAUACAGGCGUUCUAUAUUCCACCAAUAGCCCCUAGAAUCUGUCUACGUAUGGCUAACCAUGUGCCUGUGCAACGUUGGGUAUACUUGAAUGUUUCGGGUGGCCAUACGACCAGGACUACAACUACAUAGAGUUCACACUACAGCCUGUGUGACCUGGAUCCUCAGACUAAGUUGAAAGAGUUAACAUUAUACAUUUACGUUUGAGUCAUUUAGCAGACGCUCUUAUCCAGAGCGACUUACAGUAGUGAGUGCAUACAUUUUUGCAUACUUUUUUGUACUGGUCCUCCGUGGGAAUCGAACCCACAACCCUGGAGUUGCUCUACCAACUCAGCCUUCUCCUCCCUUCAUACAGCAGCAGUUAAAGGGUUAACUCAGCCCUGGGCGAUUUUCAUAUUGUCACUGUAAAUAUCUAUAAAUAUAUUGGAAGACCUAAGAGGCUGCAGUGCUGCAGCGAUACGCUUCUGUUCUGUUUUCUCCUAUUGCGUUGUUGCUGUGAACAUCUGUUUGCUAAAUGAUAAAGGUGUGCAAUAAAAAAAAUGUACAACAAA
This is a messenger RNA of Salmo salar (Atlantic salmon), 5469 nucleotides long. Its product is annotated as extracellular serine/threonine protein kinase FAM20C. The record is from RefSeq and is a predicted model, not a curated record. Gene Ontology annotation, cellular component: Golgi apparatus. Gene Ontology annotation, molecular function: protein serine/threonine kinase activity. Gene Ontology annotation, biological process: protein phosphorylation; enamel mineralization. NCBI's taxonomy places the organism in Eukaryota, Metazoa, Chordata, Actinopteri, Salmoniformes, Salmonidae.